Messenger RNA from Saprolegnia parasitica CBS 223.65, 243 nucleotides. RefSeq lists its product as hypothetical. The record is from RefSeq and is a predicted model, not a curated record. The transcript has 2 exons. NCBI's taxonomy places the organism in Eukaryota, Oomycota, Saprolegniomycetes, Saprolegniales, Saprolegniaceae. The coding region runs from base 1 to 243 and encodes 80 amino acids.
AUGUGGUCGACUUCUUCUUUUUUGCCGUGGAAGGUCACGUGCGGCCGGGUGACGUGGUCGUCGGGCCAGUCGCUCAAAGGCCGGAAGUGUGAAGGCCGGGACUCUUGCAAGAACCCAGGCCACGGUCAGAAGCGAACUCACUUUACGCCCAACGAGCCGCUGGACCCAACAAUCAUCAAGUACAUCAACGAGUCGCUGGGAGGAUUGCAGAAGCAGUUUAUUCAGCUCGAGGCGACGGCGUGA